This is a messenger RNA of Opisthorchis viverrini, 369 nucleotides long. RefSeq lists its product as hypothetical. The transcript has 2 exons. Lineage: Eukaryota; Metazoa; Platyhelminthes; Trematoda; Opisthorchiida; Opisthorchiidae. The record is from RefSeq and is a predicted model, not a curated record. The annotation marks the transcript as partial.
GUAGCUCGUGUGCGCUGCUUGGUUGUUUGUCUGUUCGCCGAGCUUGGCAGUUGGGUUGCAAACGUUUCAUCACCAAUCGAGGUGACAUCGUCAGUGCAGGGUUGAGGGACGAUGUCAUCUCGAAUGGUGAGGAAACGUUUGCAACCCAACUACCAAGCUCGGCAAACAGACAAACAACCAAGGCUGUCCUAAAGUUUCCAUCAGCUUCACCAUCCCACUCACGAGGACCCACUCAACCCUGCACUGACGAUGUCACCUCAAUUGAUGAUGAAACGUUUGCCAUCCAACUGCCAAGCUCGGCGAACAGACCAACAACCAAACAACGCACCCGAGCUACCUACAUUCCACCACAACAUAGGCUGUAUUCAU